AUGCUUGUUGACACUGGCUCUGCCGUCACUAUUCUGGGCCACUCUUGGUGGGCCACUCUCCCUGCAGAUCGACGCCCGGCCUUGUCGUCCGGUGCCCCUCAUGUGCGCGCCCUUAACGGCGCUGCCCUCGAUGUACGCGGUGCGUGCACAGUAGAGAUCACUGUGGCCGGCAUCUCAGCAGAACAUUCGGCGCUCGUCGUGGCUGGCAUCGCUCACGAUUGUAUCCUCGGCAUUGACUUCUUGACCCUACACCGAUUUCGCUUGGAUUUUAAUAAAGGUACUUUGGAAACGUGUUCUGGCCCGUGCAAAUCUCCAUCAGAUAUUAGCUGGGGUCAACUUUCUGUUGCCCUGGCUGCGACGGUCACUGUACCUCCACGCACAGAGAUGUUCCUCACAGACCAUGUACGCUCUCCCAGCGAGAUAUUCUCUCAUCGGAAUUAUGCUCAAGCCCUCUUUGAGCCGCCAUCCGACCUCUUCCAAACCAAGGGUGUUAUUGCUGCCACUGCAGUCGUCAACUGCACCGCACCAAUUCCAGUCUGCGUAGCCAACGUGUUUGAACCGAAGAUACUCUACAAGGGCAUGACCCUUGGGCGUCUAGAUAUUCCUUCUCACGUCGCUGCAAAUUCUCAUGUAUUUGCGGGUGCCGAAAGUACCCCUGUUGUGUAUGCAGCGGCUCACCACAUCUCACAGCCUCGCAACCUUGCAGACUCGCAGCCUCGUAAACCGUGGAACCGUACCCGUCUAGCCGCGCUCGUCAAGACCACGACCACGGUGUAUGACACCCUCGGCUCACCCCUACUCGCCCUUUUGUACAGCUUCGAGGACGUCAUUUCCCAAGGGGACUCUGAUAUCGGACGGACCACUCUGGUCACGCACCAGAUAGAAACCGGCACCACACCGCCCAUAAAACAGACUCCUCGUCGCGUACCAUCGCACUGUCGGCAACUCGUCGAGCAGAAAGUAAACGAGAUGCUCGACAUGGGCGUUAUUCGACCCUCCAGUAGCCCUUGGGCAGCACCUAUUGUACUGGUCCAAAAGAAAGACGGCACCCAAAGAUUUUGCGUCGCCUGCAGACGUCUCAACGCGGUGACCUGCAAGGACGCAUUUCCUCUGCCACGCAUAGACGAUACGCUCGAGCUCCUCUCCGGUGCAACGCAUUUCAGCACAAUGGACCUUGCGUCAGGCUACUGGCAAGUGGAAAUGGACCCCGCAUCGUGA
Molecule: messenger RNA, 1218 nt
Organism: Ornithodoros turicata
Lineage: Eukaryota; Metazoa; Arthropoda; Arachnida; Ixodida; Argasidae
Exons: 1
Coding region: 1-1218 (405 amino acids)
Source: RefSeq, a predicted model, not a curated record